Messenger RNA from Exophiala xenobiotica, 1161 nucleotides. RefSeq lists its product as uncharacterized. The transcript has 4 exons. The coding region runs from base 214 to 690 and encodes 158 amino acids. The record is from RefSeq and is a predicted model, not a curated record. NCBI's taxonomy places the organism in Eukaryota, Fungi, Ascomycota, Eurotiomycetes, Chaetothyriales, Herpotrichiellaceae.
GGCUUAGAACUCACUGCCUUCGUCGACUUGGCAUAAGAGUCCCAGUUCAUAACACCGCCUUGACCGAGUCUCAAUACAUAUACUAAUCCGUCUUUCACUUCAACGGCAGGCCGUCUUGACAUUUCACAAAUCAAUCUUUUCUUUCUCCGCAAACUGAUCAAGUGAAAUCAUCAUCAUCAAUCACGAUCGCGCGUUCUAAAGACUUAGCCCAUCAUGUCGAGCCAGAAGCGGAUCACAAAGGAACUAGGUGAACUCACGACAUCGCCGCCAGCAGGAAUCUCAGUUGCCCUGGCCGACGAGUCGAACUUGUUCCAAUGGAAAGUCACUAUGGAAGGACCUGCGGGCUCUCCUUAUGCUGGCGGCAAGUUCGACCUCUCCAUUACCCUCCCACAAACCUACCCAUUCAAACCACCAAUCGUCACAUUCGCCACGAAGAUCUACCACCCCAACAUCAGCAAUGACUCCCCCCCGAACAGUGGAACCAUGUGUCUCGGCAUGCUCAAGGAUAGCGAGUGGAAGCCCAGCACCAAGAUGGCCGCCGUCUUGGAGUUUGCCAGACAGUUGUUGAAAGAACCGAACCCAGACGACGCUGUCGAAGCCAAGAUUGCCGAACAGUACCGUGACGACCGCGCUGGUUACGAGAAGGAGGCGAAAGAGUGGGUCAAGCGCUAUGCCAGUGGCAAGAAAUAGGAUCUCUUGUCGUUUCUGGCCGCAAAGGAACCUGAGCUCGAGCCUGAGUUGGAGCCUGAGGAUACCGACAUGGCUUGAAGAAAUGUCAUCAACAAUGAACGACAGUGCAGACACUUUUCUUCCAACGGGUCGAACCAUGACUACUGCACGCCAGGAGAUGGAAGUUGACUGUGCGGCCACACUGAGCAAGGCAUUGAAUCCGAUGAAAGAAGGCAGCCCAUCAUACGGCAUUUGUGCAAAUGAAGAAAUGAAGAAGACUGUCGAUUCAACUGGUCUCCAGCGAAACUAUCAGAGCACUGCCGAGACAGUCUGAUACCAUUCAUGAUGGAUCGGUUGAGGUGGACUGAUGGUGUGAAAGAUGCUGGUCUAUCAACUGGAUCAAACAGAUAGACGGCACCUCAUCGUCUGCAAGACGAGAGAUAAUCAUGAAUGAAAGACAUGAUGGUCGCUCAACUAUUGCUGACCGUAAUG